Arabis nemorensis is the source of this 1188-nucleotide messenger RNA. Lineage: Eukaryota; Viridiplantae; Streptophyta; Magnoliopsida; Brassicales; Brassicaceae. The record is from the annotation of a GenBank genome assembly.
AUGGAUUCCGAUUCCAACAUCACUAACGCUUUCGACGACAUGGAAGCUGAUUUCUCUCCAUUAGUGAAUGCUUCGGUAGAAACCGGAGUCCUUUACGUGGCUGAGCCUCUCGAUGCUUGCGAAGACUUGAGAAAUAAACGGGGGCAAAGCCCUAACAGUACUUCCCGUUUUGUGUUGAUCGUAAGAGGAGGCUGCAGUUUCGAGUACAAAGUAAGAAACGCACAGAGAAGUGGUUUCAAGGCUGCCAUUGUCCAUGACAAUAUGGACCGCAACAUCUUGAUAGCAAUGGGGGGAGACCCGGACGGUAUAAAGAUUCAAGCGGUUUUUGUGACAAAAGCAGCUGGAGAAGCACUCAAGAACUAUGCUGGUUUGAUCAAAACGGAGGUCAUGUUGGUCCCUAGUUUAGAGGACUCGGUGUGGUCAUCGUUUGCCACCAUAGCAUUGAUGUUGUCGCUAGCCACUUUCGUUGUUCUGGCCACUUGUAUCUUCGUCUAUAGGCGUUGCAUAACACACAUGAACGCUACAUCACAGUUCCAUGGGAUGAGCCGUAGAAUGGUGAAAGCAAUGCCGAGUGUUGCAUUCAUUUGUGCAAAAGAAGACAACACGACUUCUUUGUCUUGUGCUAUCUGCCUCGAAGAUUACAGUGUUGGGGACAAGCUCAGGGUUCUACCUUGCAGUCACAAGUUUCAUGCUGCUUGCGUAGACUCGUGGUUGACAUCAUGGAGAACAUUUUGUCCAGUGUGUAAACGGGAUGCUAGAACAAGCACAAAUGAGCCACAAGCAUCAGAGAGUACACCGUUUCUCAGAUCUUCCAUCGCGGCAUCAUCCGUAGUGCUUAUAGAUACUCCUCCUGUGGGAUCCUCACUCUCUUUCUCUUCAGGGCACAUAAGCUCGUCCUACAUUCAACAAUCUUUCAGGUCUUCCUCUCAUCACAGCCGAUCUUCCCCAAUAAAUGUCAGCCGUAUCUCUGCGGAUCUCAGGGAACAAACCUCCCCAUUGAACUCUUCAUCGCAGAAAUCAUACAUCACAUGUAUGGGUUCUUUGCACUCACCAUGCCGGCCUAGCCCGAGCAAUGUGUCGCCUGGAUUAGUCCAAUCAACAUAUCAUCAGUUCCAUCCCCUGCUAUGCAGUGAAUCAGCAGGUACGUUAUCUCCUUUCGCCUCUGCACACUCGCUUCGAGAGUGUUAG